Penicillium brevicompactum is the source of this 1212-nucleotide messenger RNA. Its product is annotated as EXS domain-containing protein. NCBI's taxonomy places the organism in Eukaryota, Fungi, Ascomycota, Eurotiomycetes, Eurotiales, Aspergillaceae. The transcript is spliced from 5 exons. Bases 1 to 1212 code for a protein of 403 amino acids. Gene Ontology annotation, cellular component: membrane; cytoplasm. The record is from RefSeq and is a predicted model, not a curated record.
AUGGGUCCAGAUCAACAUGCUCAAUUGGAUCCCUUUGGGCUGAUCUUUCCAUUGCCCUUACGGAUAGCCUCCCUCCUCGUUGCUGGUUUCUGGGGAUGGGGUUUGAACCUCCAAUACCUCGCAAAAGCCAACAUUGACGUUCCCGCACUCAUCAAAUACCCUGCCCGCACAUCGCCCGCCCAGCGUCCGCACCACGCCGCCGUAUACCGCCUGGCAACUAUCUUCUCCAUCCCACUAGCCAUCUGGUUCGUCGUCUUCUGGAUCGCCACCCGCCGGUCUCCUGAGUUGGUAGAGCGACUCGACUGGCUCCCACAAUCCGUUUUCGUGAUUCUCCUCCUUAUUCUGAUCUGGCCCCUCAACCGCGCCUCUCGUUCCGGUCGAAUUCGAUUUCUCCUCACCCUUAAGCGAGUCGCUAUUGGCGGCUUGGCAGAGACCCAGGAUGGCAAGUUUGGUGACAUUCUGCUGGCAGAUGCUCUAACUAGCUAUGCUCGUGUGAUUGGGGAUCUCUACAUCAGUUUUUGCAUGUUCUUCACCGAUGGCAUCGCCGCCACCUCCAAGCCUGAUCGGGCUUGUGGGAGCAAGAUCGUGGUCCCAAUCAUCCUAGCUGUUCCCAGCUUGAUUCGUCUGCGCCAGUGUUUGACCGAAUAUCUGCGUGCGCGCCGAACGACUACGCGGAGGGAAACAUCGAAGGGCAAUCAGCACUUGGCUAACGCUCUCAAGUACGCUACUGCCUUCCCUGUCAUUUGGAUGUCCUCCAAAAUGCGCAACUACAAUCCGUUGGAGUUCCGCGGAUACAGCGAAAUGAGCAUGAUGCGCCUUCUAUUUAUCUUCUCUUUCGUCAACUCCGCCUACUCAUUCUGGUGGGAUGUGGUCAAGGAUUGGGACAUGACGCUCUUCUCACCAGAACGUCGCGACAAAGACCACCCCUAUGGACUUCGUAGGUACCGCUACUUCUCGUCCGACAAAAUGUACCACUACGUCAUUAUUGCGGAUCUUGCACUCCGGUUUUCGUGGCUCUGGCGCAUUGUCCCAGGUCUUGGGUGGAUCUCAGAAACAGAGAGCGGUCUGUGGAUUCUCAUGUUCCUUGAGGUUGCGCGCCGCUGGAUGUGGGUCUUCUACCGGACCGAAGCUGAAUGGAUUCGGAAUACACAUGGACCUGGCCCCGACGACGUCCUCCUUGGUGAAUACAACCACAAGUUUGACGCAGAUUAA